UUUUUUUUUUUUUAAUUUAAUUUUUUUAAUUUUCUGAUUUUUCUGAUUUUUUAUUUUGUUUUCUUUUUAUGACAAAAACUAACUACAAGCAUUAAUCCUUCCCCCCACACUUAAAUCAUACAUUGUCCUCAAUGUUAAACAAGUUAGAGCAUGCAAUGAACAAUUAUCAUGUGAAUGGAAUGAUUAACUCAAGAAAACCUAAAAACAAAAACUAAAAAUGCAAAUAACAAAGAUACAAUCAGAAAAUAGUAAUAGAGGAGAUAGAGUUUAAGAGAGCAAAUCUGCGUUGAUGGCUCCUCCACAGCUACGGUUCAAAUGGGUUGCCUCCCAUGCAGCGCUUAAUGUUUAAAGUCUUUCAGCCUAGACUUGUACCUCCAUUUACUCCUUUGGAGGAGCGGUAUGCGGGCGAGUGGCAGCCUUCUUGCUGGUUUCAGCCUUCGGAGGAGGGUUCUGAUGGAGUGACAUAAAUAAAAAAAAACGGGGGAGGCAAGGUUCGAAACCUUAACUUGCUGCACGAAACCUUUGUCCCCAACCACUGGAGCACAAGCUGUGCUUAAUAUAAUGUGUACAAAUUUUAUACUUAUUAUGUCAUAAACGAACAUAAUAAAAAUAAACGAGAGGCGAGGUUCGAACCUCAGACCUCUUGUACACGAACUUUACACUCAACCACUCGAGCACGGCUGCUCACGUUAUUAUCCAUACCAAUCCUUUUAUUUAAACCAACUGUUUCAACUGUUUCAACAAUUCGGCACAAAACAUCCAAGACUGUUGCAGAAACCCAGCCCAACUCAUCCAAAACUGUUUCAGAAACUCGGCCCAUCAUGUCCAAAACUGUUUCUGAAACUCGGCCCAUCAGGCCUCCACCCACAGCUACAGUGAUGCCUUGAUCCGAGACAGGCCCAAGUACGGCCCACUUGUGUCACGGCUUAUCCCUUCCGUGAUUUAUGGCAGUCAAAUCUGCUUUCGGCUACAGCUGUCUGCCACAGCGCCUCGAGAUUCCCUCGGUCCCCUUACACGCUCUCCACGCGCCAACAACUUUUCCGGGUUUCAGGGCGACUUUAAUCCAACGCGUAGAAUGAAUCACAGGAAUCGUCCAUCCAACGGUGGAGAUCUGCUCACCUCGCUCUAUAAAUAGGUGCAUUCUGAGGGCGCAACUGUUCACUCCAAAGGAACGAAAAUCUCUCCUGAGUUCCAGCCCCUCUCUCCCAACUCUUCAGCUUUUCCUCUUCUUUCAAAACUCAAAAUAUUUCUUCUUCGAUUCAAUCCUUCUCUUCUGAUCUUCUCUCCCAUCUAGUUGAUUCAAUCUCAUCUUUCCUCUGAACUUUCAGAUCUCCAACACACCAUCAUCAUCCUUAAUCCCUUUAACAACAACUCCUUCAAACACUUGACAACUUUACUCUUCGAUCUUCACAUCCCCUCAACCCAUCACCAUGGAACCACGAACUCUGCAACUGAUGGAGCUACAAACCCAGCAACAAAUCGAGGAUGGAGGAAACAACCAAGCAGCCGGGAGUAGUGCCAACACAGAUUUCUGGCGAAGCCGUGCCAGGUGGGUUCCUACUCCAGAUCAAAUAAGGAUCCUCAAGGAUCUUUACUACGACAAGGGAGUUAAGCGCCCAACUACAGAGCAUAUUCACGAGAUCUGUCUCCAGCUGAACCAGUAUGGACAUGUUGAGGGCAAGAACAUUUAUUUUUGGUUCCAGAAUGUCAGGGCUCGAGAGAAGCAGAUGAAGAGGUGCAAUCAGGCUGCUCAAGUGCCCAUGGGAACUAGUUCUCCUGGUACUGGUGGAUCCAUUGAUCUCAAUUUUGGGCCAGCUGGUUCUACUGGUGCUGGUGGAUCCAUCGACAUCAAUUUUGGGCCAGCUGGUGGAUCCAUUGACAUCAAUUUUGGGUCCACUAGUUCUACUGAUGAUGGUAGAUCCAUUAAUCUCAACUUUGGUUCCACUGAUUCUACUGGAGGACAAACAUCCCUGCAACAACGAGGAGGAGAUCACCAGGAGAUUGAAACCCUUCCAUUGUUCCCCAUGCAUGGUGAGGACAUCUUGGGCAUCAUGAAGACUACUUCCGAGAGAGGUAGCGGUUAUGGCGGUGGCUCUCACAUUUCCCUUGAGCUCAGCCUCAACUCCUACAGAGAUGCAGACAUGGCUUAGUAUAGAGUAUUAUUAUUAUUAUUAUUAUUUUUUUUUUUUUUUUUUUUUUUUUUUUUUUUUUGUAAAUAGCUGAAAUUAAUAAGACUGAAUGAAUGCAUUUUUUUUUUUUUUUUUAUUAUUAUUAUUUUUUUUUAAAUUUUUUUUUUUUUAUUAUUAUUAUUUUUUUUUUUUUGUAAAAAGCUGAAUUUAAUAAGACUGAAUGAAUGCAUUUUAUUUUAUUUUUAUUUUUAUUUUUUUUUAAUUUUUUUUUUAUUAUUAUUAAAAAAUAUAGGACUCAAAAAUAUUUAUAGGACACAAAAUGAAAGACAAAAAUAUUUAUAGGAUUCAAAAUGAAAGACAAAAAUAUAAAUCCCUUCCCCCACACUUAAAUAUUGCAUUAUCCUCAAUGUAAUCAAUUAAAAGCAUGCAAUGAAAUAAGUAAGCAUAUAGGGAUGGAAUUUACGAAAAUAACUACUAAAACAAAAAGAAAAUGGAGGAGUAAAAGGGGAAGAGAAAGCAAAUCUGAUUAUAUUCUGAAUUGGGUUGCCUCCCAAGCAGCGCUUGUAUUUUACGUCUUGCAGCCAGACGGUACCUACA
Messenger RNA from Rosa rugosa (rugosa rose), 2726 nucleotides. RefSeq names its product protein WUSCHEL-like. The coding region runs from base 1431 to 2150 and encodes 239 amino acids. The transcript has 2 exons. Gene Ontology annotation, molecular function: DNA binding; DNA-binding transcription factor activity. The record is from RefSeq and is a predicted model, not a curated record. Lineage: Eukaryota; Viridiplantae; Streptophyta; Magnoliopsida; Rosales; Rosaceae. Gene Ontology annotation, biological process: plant organ development.